Molecule: messenger RNA, 1726 nt
Organism: Notolabrus celidotus (New Zealand spotty)
Lineage: Eukaryota; Metazoa; Chordata; Actinopteri; Labriformes; Labridae
Gene: kat8
Product: K(lysine) acetyltransferase 8
Biological process (GO): regulation of DNA-templated transcription
Molecular function (GO): histone acetyltransferase activity
Source: RefSeq, a predicted model, not a curated record
UAGGACCUGCCGACGCCAUCUUGGUUUUUCCUCCCUGUAGUCCAGCCCCUCUGAAUUGUCUGCGCAGGGUCGCAGAGGCGUGUUGUUGUUUUCAAAACGGCAGAUGUAAUGACUGGCGGGACCGAGUUCCACAAAACCUACACUAAUAACACGGACCCCGAACGAAUGGACGUGGACAUGGAUUCAAGUCAUCUGGAGAACGAGCGGGGGGAACUGGACGGCGGUAUCCCGGCUGCGUGCUCCUACGGCAGCGGCGGGGAGGAGGACGAGGCGGAGGCCUGUGGCCGUCUGAGGGGCGGGGGCUCGAGUAGUCAGCACAUCCCGGAUAUGGGGGUGUUCUGCGGGGGAAGGGAGCAGGAGGUGUCGGUGGAAAUUGGAGAGACGUAUUUAUGUCAACGAGCUGACAAGUCAUGGCACACAGCAGAGGUGAUUCAGUCCCGGCUGAAUGAACAGGAGGGCAGAGAGGAGUUUUAUGUGCACUAUGUAGGAUGUGACAACCGGCGCCUGGACGAGUGGGGUAAAGCUCGCCUCGCCCUCACCAAGACGGUGAAGGACGCGGUGAGGAAGAGCACGGAGAUCGGAAGCGUGGGAGAUUUAGGCGAGCAGCCGGAGAGGAAGAUCACUCGCAACCAGAAGCGCAAACAUGACGAGAUCAACCACGUGCAGAAGGUUAGAGGCGUACGUACGCAGAUGGACCCAACGACGGCUGCGUUAGAGAAGGAGCACGAGGCGAUCACAAAAGUUAAAUACGUGGAUAAUCAGAUAGGGAACUUUGAGAUCGAUGCCUGGUACUUCUCGCUUCCUGAGGACUAUGGGAAGCAGCCGAAGCUGUGGAUCUGCGAGUACUGCCUUAAAUACAUGAAGUACGAGAAGACCUUCAGACAUCACCUGUCUCACUGUCAGUGGAAGCAGCCGUCCGGCAAAGAAAUCUACAGAAGAAGCAACAUAUCGGUGUAUGAGGUAGAUGGGCGGGACCACAAGAUCUACUGUCAGAACCUUUGUCUACUAGCAAAACUCCUCGACCACAAGACGCUCUACUUCGACGUGGAGCCGUUCAUCUUCUACAUCCUGACUGAAGUCAACAAACAGGGGGCGCACAUCGUCGGCUACUUCUCCAAAGAGAAAGAGUCACCAGACGGGAACAACGUGGCGUGUAUCCUCACACUGCCACCGUACCAACGCAGAGGCUACGGGAAGUUCCUCAUCGCUUUUAGUUAUGAACUGUCUAAGUUAGAGGGUUCAGUCGGCUCUCCAGAGAAGCCUCUGUCAGAUCUGGGGAAGCUGAGCUACAGGAGUUACUGGUCGUGGGUCCUGCUGGAGAUCUUGAGGGACUUCAGAGGAACGCUGUCGAUCAAAGACCUCAGCCAGAUGACGAGCAUCACACAGAGCGACAUCAUCAGCACGCUGCAGUCACUCAACAUGGUGAAGUACUGGAAGGGUCAGCAUGUUAUCUGUGUCACACCCAAACUGGUGGAGGAGCAUCUAAAGAGCGCACAGUACAAGAAACCCCCGAUCACAGUGGACACGAUGUGUCUGAAGUGGGCGCCCCCGAAAAACAAACAAGCCAAGCUGUCCAAGAAGUGAGAGGAGGAGGAGUCCCCCGUCCAUCCGUCUGUUUUUAUAACAUCUCCAUCUCCAUACACUCUGCUGUAAUGAAAACUUUAUGUACAUAGCUGUUGGUAGCAUCUGUCUGUAUUUUCUUAAAUAUAUUUCAAAAAAUCUCUCA